This is a messenger RNA of Lucilia sericata (common green bottle fly), 1456 nucleotides long. RefSeq names its product venom serine protease. Lineage: Eukaryota; Metazoa; Arthropoda; Insecta; Diptera; Calliphoridae. Gene Ontology annotation, molecular function: serine-type endopeptidase activity. Bases 7 to 1221 code for a protein of 404 amino acids. Gene Ontology annotation, biological process: proteolysis. The record is from RefSeq and is a predicted model, not a curated record. The transcript has 5 exons.
AAAGCAAUGUUGAACAAUUUUACUAAAAAUAUAACAGGCAUUUUGUUACUACUCAUUCAUAUAGUAGAUCUAACACAAGCUCAACGACAAUGUACUUCUAUGAAUUAUCAACUACUCUCUGAACGUCAUGUAAUCAAUAUAACCUCUCCGAAUUAUCCAAAUGCCUAUCCGCCGGGUACAAAUUGUAGACAUAGUGUAACGGCUCCCAGAGAUCAUGUUGUUAUUUUAACCUGUUACUUCGAAGUGGUUCCCAAUAACUGUGACUCUGAAUAUUUUUUCCUAUCUCCGGAUGGCGAUCUACAAUUUCGUGAUGCCCAGCGUUUCUGUCGCAAUACUCAAAUCACUAGAAUUUCAAACUUCCGUUCUAUAGCCUUAGCCUAUUCUUCAUCACGUUCAAAUACUCGUUUACGUGGUCGUUUUAAUUGUCAAGCUCGCGCUAGAAGAGUACCCUGUAAUUGUGGUUGGUCAAUGGGGACACGCAUAGUUAACGGUCAGGAAACUCUACGCAAUGAAUUUCCCUCUAUGGUGGCAUUGAGAGAUAUGACAUCUCCUCAAAGGGUAUUUUGUGGGGGCAAUAUAAUUAGUCCACGUCAUAUUAUAACGGCUGCCCACUGUACUCGUGCCCAUCCGGACUCAAAUACUAUAAUGGCAUACGUGGGAGAUCAUGAUUUGUCAGUUGAUAAUGAAUCCCCCUACGCUGCCCAAUAUCGCAUACAAAGUAUUAUAAAUCAUCCGAGUUUUAUGACCACAGCAACCUCCAUGAUUAAUGAUAUUGCUAUAUUAAUAACCAGAAUACCCAUGGAAUGGUCUAGGGGAGUUGGACCUAUCUGUUUACCCUGGAGACAACAAAAUGAAGCCUUUGCCUAUUCAACCGUGGAAGUAGCCGGCUGGGGCACUCUAUCAUUUGCUGGAGCAAAAUCCAAUACUUUGCAGAAAAUACAAUUGAUAACUUUGGAAAAUCGUGUUUGUCAGCAGCAAUAUAAUGACACAGUGAGGGCCUCACAAAUAUGUACUUAUGAUUAUAGUGGUUUAGGGCAAGAUUCCUGUCAAUAUGAUUCAGGCGGACCGGUUAUAUUACGUCAGCAAAGAUUAAUGCUUUUGGGUGUUAUAAGUUAUGGACGCAGCUGUGGUCAGCGUUAUGGCAUUGGUAUUAACACCCGCAUAACUUCUCAUUUGGGCUGGCUGUGGCGUUAUGUACAAAAUGAUGUGUGUGUUCAGUAAAUGACCGCGUUUUUUUUUCAGAACAUUUACUUUUGUUUUGUUUUAAAUAAAAUAUGUCCGGUUUUGUAUCUUUUUUUCGCUUUUUGUUCUAAGUACCACUUUUGUUAUUUUCAUGGUUAAUGACUUAAUUUAUGCACAACCAUAAUUUUUGUUGAGAUUCUUCUUUUUUCGCAUUUCAUAUUUUCAAGGAUAAUGAGCUUUGUUAUCCUUUGAUGUUCAGGCCUUUAUAUACAUU